AUGGACGAGAGGGAUGAGCACGUGGCGGCGUUGGAGGCGAAGCUGAGGGAUCAGGGCGACGCCAUGGCCGCCUUGAAGCAAGAGAUGGACGACAUGCGCCGCGCCAUGGCGGCGGAGGUGGCGUACGUGAAGGCGACGGCGGCGCACUCGGAAGCGCGCAUCAACGACAUCGAGCUGGCGCUCGCCGCCAUCAAGGCCGGCCCCGCGGAGAAGAUCCGUGAGGAGCGCAACGAGGGCAACGGCGGGAAGAGGCGGAAGAGAGAGGAGUCGCCGGGGAAGGAGGGGCGCAUGGCCGCUGCUGCUGCGGGCACUGAGCCUAAGCUAACUGUCGGAGGUAGUGCGACCGAAGGAAAGGGGGAUAAGGCGGAAAGCGAGAAGGCGGCGGAAAGCGAGAAUGCAGCGGAAAGCGAGAGCGAGGAGGAGUGGGGGGCGAAUGGAGAGGAGGACUUCGACGCGGAGGCUGAGCUGCAGGAGCUGUGCUACCGCGUGGGCGCUGGAGGAGUGAACGGCGGUGGAGGAACUGAGGAAAGACGUUGGAGGCAAGACGUGGGAGGUGAGGCCCUUGCUGCGGCCCUUGCUGCUGCCCUUGCUGCCUUGCGCCUGUCCUUCCUUCCUACUCCCCUUCCUGCUGCCCUUCCUGCUGCCCUUCCAGCUGCCCUUCCUGCUGCCCUUCGUGCUGCCCUUUCUGCUGCCCUUCCUGCUGCCCUUCCUGCUGCCCUUUCUGCUGCCCUUCCUGCUGCCCUUCCUGAUGCCCUUCCUGCUCCCAUUCCUGCUCUCCAUGAUGCUCCCUUUGCUGCCCUCCUUGCUGUCUUUGCUGCACUGCUGACGCUGUGGAGCAAGGUUACGCCAGGAGAGACUCGCAUGGAUAUCAUUGAUGACUACCUCACCGACGAUGCCCUCUCUCAACUCACCUCCCUGCGCUCUCUCACGUCACUCAACCUUGCUGAAUCCUCCGGCUACACUGCAGAGGGGGUGACGCAGCUCUUUUCCCUCACAGGUCUCACGGACCUAAAUCUGGAGGAGACAAAUGCAACUGACGCUUCUCUUGAAGGUAUCAGCAGCCUGAAACAUCUUAACUCACUUUAUCUUGGUAAGACCAAGAUAACCGAUGCAGGGGUAGUGAAGCUGCGGGGGGUGACUGCACUUGUGAAACUGGGCUUAAAUAACUGUGAGUCAGUCACCUCGGGGAGCAUGGUGCACGUGGGGAAGCUGGCAUCACUAGAGACUCUCUGGCUGGAUGACAGUGGAGUGAGGGAGGACGGGCUGAAGCAGCUGACGACUCUCACUUCCCUGAAACUCUUCAGCCUGCCUCGAGGCGUGACCGAUUCCAGCAUGAAGCACCUGAGGAACCUGACACGCCUGGAAAAGUUGGGGCUGUGGAAUGCCAAAAUCACUGCUAAGGGUGUCAACUGGCUGAAGGGGCUUAAUAGCCUGAAGAGGAUUGGGUCAGAAGCUGAAGAAGUUGAAGGGUUGACUAGGGACGGCCUUCCUGGAGUGAUCGUCAAGGAUAGUGCAACUCUUGAAUGA
Closterium sp. NIES-65 is the source of this 1527-nucleotide messenger RNA. The record is from the annotation of a GenBank genome assembly. Lineage: Eukaryota; Viridiplantae; Streptophyta; Zygnematophyceae; Desmidiales; Closteriaceae.